AACAUGAUUAACUUUCUAACAGAAAGCAGUGUAAGAAAUUAUAGUAAACAAUAUAAAGUAUUACAUACUUUGAUUUUAUAAUUAAAAUGGAAGGUGACAGUAAAGUUGUUGAAUCAAAACCCCAUCUUGGAAUCCCAGAAGCUGUCUUCGUUGAAGAUGUUGCAAAAUAUUUGAAAGAACAAGGCUCCUGUACCUGUGAAGAAGCACUCAAAAAGUUGGAGGAAAAUUAUCAGAAAUAUAAACUCAUGGAAGUAAAUCUGCUGCAGAAAAAGCAGAGACUGAAGCAGCAAAUCCCGGAUUUGAAGUCCUCCCUGGAUAUUGUUAAGCACAUGAAGAGUAUAGAAGGCACAGACACCACAAUGACGACAAACUUUUUUCUUUCAGGUGCUCUCCACGCUAAAGCAAAGAUUCCCCCCACUAAAGAAGUUUGCUUAUGGCUUGGUGCAAAUGUCAUGCUCUCGUACAGCAUAGAGGAGGCACUCGGGGUUUUGAAUAAGAAUUACACUACUGCUAUUUCUCAUUUAGAUUCCGUCAACAAAGAUUUAGAAUACCUGAGAGACCAGUUUACCACUACUGAAGUCAUGUUAGCCCGCUUGUACAACUGGAAUGUUAAACAAAGAAGAGCUGCUAAAGCCACCACUAAUGGCUCAGACUCAAAAUAAGAUAUUAAAAUUUGUGUUUUGUGUUUGCUGUAGUUAUUUUACGUUGAAAAAAACCUGCAAAGUGGGCGUAAUUGUCCCAUAUAAAUUGACCAUAGCUGUUUUAUAACAGUGGUUCACAUGAACAACACAUAGAGUGUCGCUGAAAAUGUUCCAUAAAAUAUUAAGUUCUCUCUAACUUUUGAAGCAUGUAUGCAUGUUUUUGCAAGUUCUAAGAAAAAUGGCGUAAUAUUGGUUUAAAACAAUCCUGUUGCAUGUGUUUCAGUUUUGUUUUGAUAUUAUACGUUCAUGCAGUAAGGUAUUGAACUAACAUAAUUACUUAAUAUAUAAGGUAUUAGAUAAAAUUGUAACUGUUUGGAUUUGUAUUUAG
Messenger RNA from Ciona intestinalis (vase tunicate), 1029 nucleotides. Its product is annotated as prefoldin subunit 3. Lineage: Eukaryota; Metazoa; Chordata; Ascidiacea; Phlebobranchia; Cionidae. Gene Ontology annotation, biological process: protein folding; microtubule-based process; tubulin complex assembly. The record is from RefSeq and is a predicted model, not a curated record. Gene Ontology annotation, molecular function: tubulin binding. Gene Ontology annotation, cellular component: cytoplasm; prefoldin complex.